Messenger RNA from Dacryopinax primogenitus, 801 nucleotides. RefSeq lists its product as uncharacterized. Bases 1 to 801 code for a protein of 266 amino acids. The record is from RefSeq and is a predicted model, not a curated record. The transcript has 5 exons. NCBI's taxonomy places the organism in Eukaryota, Fungi, Basidiomycota, Dacrymycetes, Dacrymycetales, Dacrymycetaceae.
AUGGCUGCACCCUCCACUGAAUAUAUCCCUGGUGAAGAAGCUGUUUCAAAGAACAUGGCCAUGCAGCACCCCAAGUGUCAUGGUGGUCAUCCCCAAGGACUGAAGGAGAGGGGGAAAUGGUUACAGGAGGCAGAAAAAGUGGGGAAGAUGCAGGCUGCAAUGACAAAACUCUUGCUGGAUAAGCCACAUGCACUGCAGCUCCUGAAUCAGGGGCAGGUGAUGUUCCUUGGUCCCCAUACACAGAUGCUGUGGGAGUUCUUGGCAGAGGAUAUGGGCAUGAUGAAGGCACACCAUCUCAGUGCACCCAUCAGUGUGGAGAACAAAGAUCUGCCCCUUGAUGCCUGGGUGGAAGACAACAAUGAUGUGGGUCCAAUACCCCCAGCAAUUGCAGCGUUAAAUGAAGAGGACACCAAAGAUGGUGGUGUGCUCCCUGGUGACUCACAGGAGACGGAUCAGCUGGCCAGCAAUUUGCAAAAACAAGUUGUCCUGGUCGCCAAGCCUCUCAUCAGUGGGAUGCUCCCUUGGGGCAGUAUCCUGGCUGCAGUACUUGCACCCACAGGCAUUGAACAACCCCACCUCCAGUGGGCACUACAGACCCUCAUGAUGCAGGAUAAUGCACCCCAGCAACAAGUCUUGACCCCCCCGGAUAUUCAGCAUGGCAACUACUAUGAUUUCCCAGGCAACGGGACCCCUCAGAUAUUUGGCAUGAUGACUGUGGGUUUCCCCCACAAUGGGAUCGACCCACAUGGAUAUUUGGCAUGCCAAUGCCUGCCUAGGAGAGGUAUCCAGAGACUGGAUUAA